AUGGCGACUAUACAAAGCUUAGUAAAGCAAAAGGAAAACAAAAACACGAAGAACUCAACAGAGUUGGUGCUGAAAACUUGGAAAGAGGGGUCGGAAAAUAGGCAAAAUGUUCCCAAACUUCAUAUAAUGGAUGUAGGAGAGCUGAACUACUUUCUCUCCUGUUUUGUUAUUGAGUGCCGUAGAAUAGAUGGGACAGACUAUACUACAGAUACUCUUUAUCAGAUAUGUGCAGGUCUCUUUAGACACAUGAUGAGUAAAGGCGUGUGUGAUAAGAACGUUUUGGAUACGAACGACCACAAGUUUGACGGAUUUAGAAAAUGUCUCGAUGCUCGAAUGAAAGAUCUUUCUUCACGGGGGAUCAGUACUAAAAAGAAAUUGUCUGACCCGAUCGACCAGGAAGACGAAGAAAAAUUGUGGAAAACGGGAUAG
Molecule: messenger RNA, 429 nt
Organism: Ylistrum balloti
Lineage: Eukaryota; Metazoa; Mollusca; Bivalvia; Pectinida; Pectinidae
Exons: 1
Coding region: 1-429 (142 amino acids)
Source: RefSeq, a predicted model, not a curated record